Messenger RNA from Mytilinidion resinicola, 1441 nucleotides. RefSeq lists its product as uncharacterized. NCBI's taxonomy places the organism in Eukaryota, Fungi, Ascomycota, Dothideomycetes, Mytilinidiales, Mytilinidiaceae. Bases 1 to 1044 code for a protein of 347 amino acids. The transcript has 2 exons. The record is from RefSeq and is a predicted model, not a curated record.
AUGGCCAACCAUCCUCCCGCGCUUGCCUACGCCCGCUCUCACGGCCUCCGAAUUCCACCAGUCCCCGGCAUGUCCGACUACGAACGCAUUCAUGGGGUGCCAGAUCCUCGCCCCGCCCGGAACCUCACCACGUAUAUUGCGCGCACGCCGCCCAGCCCUGGAUUUGACGCCUAUCUCAAUCGGCAGCAGAAUGAAGAUGGUGACAACGACGGUGGCCUUCCUGACUGCAGCAAUGUCCAAGGCCCCAUUGGAGCUUGCCCGCGCGACGGGGACCCAAGCAGUGACGAUUCCUUCAACAGCCUCUUCCAUAGCGAUGGCAGCAAUGACAAGUUCCGCAGCUCCCCGCCGAGACAGGACACCCCUCAGGAAGGCUGUACGUCGGAUAGCUUUGUCGAGGCGUACCAUGAUUCCGCUGACACGCAGAUGGCGGUAACGUACGACAGCGGGGAUUGGAUCUUCGGAUCUGAGGAACUGGAGACCCAUGUCCUAGGCGGCAAGAACAAUGUCACCGAGUGCGAGGAGGGUGUAUCGCGCGCUGUCGGCAAGCACGGUAUCUAUGGCUACGGCGACGACUUCAUGCUUGCCCAAGAGGAGAUCGAUGAGGACAUCCGCAAGCUCGAAGAGAAGGUCAAGACGCUGGAGAAGGAGAACGAGCAACUGAAAGAAGAAAACAAGUAUCUUGCGGAAGACAACGUACGGCUUCGCAAAAUAGAGAAGAACCACCUGCAAGAGUGCGUACGGUCCAGCGAAGAAAUCAGUUUUCAUAAGAGAGAGAGCGCACGCUUUCGCAAGGAAAUUAGCACGAUCCUCGUUAAUCUGAACGCUUCUAGGGAGCGGCAGGACGUCAAGUACCGCCAGUCGUCGCUUCAGACAAAGGUUCAGGACACCCAGGUCAAGACUCCGAGGCGUUCAUCUAGCGUCCUCCUCGAUACCUUGCCAGUACGCCCGGCCUCUGAUGAUCGGAAGCGGAAACCUAAGUCGCCUGUAACGGCCGAAGUCGAGACGCCUGCGAGACGCGCCGCGAAGAAAAAGCGCACACUAUAGGAUACCGCUUUCGAGUGUACUUGGCUAUGCAUGGGCUGUGCGAUGAAUCAUGGAUACUGGCGUUUGUAAGAGCAUAUCCUAGGCUUUUGUAUAUUGGUGUUCGGGAGGCCUGUGAGUAGUCACGAGCAUCUAUGUACUGGCGAUCGGGAGGGUGCAAAGGUCGAAGCCAUUGGGUUCGCUCAUCGGUAACUGUUUUGUUUUUGCUUCUGUGUCAUGUUCUCUGAAAUUUCCUGCAAUUGCAGAUGAGAGACGAGGGUUUUCACUAAGAAUGUUGAGUUCGAUGUAUUCGACAUCCGUUAGGAUGCGGAAGCACUUCCUGUCAACACCCGUGUUUCAUACAAUGGAAGUUUCAUCACCCCAAAAGUUAGAUUCCUCUCAAACGCUCCAUUGAUACACC